Poeciliopsis prolifica (blackstripe livebearer) is the source of this 3171-nucleotide messenger RNA. Its product is annotated as mastermind-like protein 2. NCBI's taxonomy places the organism in Eukaryota, Metazoa, Chordata, Actinopteri, Cyprinodontiformes, Poeciliidae. The record is from RefSeq and is a predicted model, not a curated record. Gene Ontology annotation, biological process: Notch signaling pathway; positive regulation of transcription of Notch receptor target. Gene Ontology annotation, cellular component: nucleoplasm; nuclear speck. Bases 140 to 2845 code for a protein of 901 amino acids. Gene Ontology annotation, molecular function: transcription coactivator activity. The transcript has 5 exons.
AAAAAAAAAAAAAAAAAAAACAAGUAGGCCAGCAUUUCAGUUUUUCCAUGUGGAAUCCUAGUUAAAUCCUUUACACGUUGUUUUCUCGCUCUGGCUGAGAGGAUCUCAGCUUUUCUAAACUUGUGAGGGACCAGCGGGCAUGGGAGAGGCGACUCCCGCUCAGUCUGCUGCUGGUGUUGCUGCAGGGACCUUCGUGCCCAUGCUGGGUGUCGGGUUGGGCGCCAUGCCCGGCGGGGUGGUCGGCAACGGACCGAUGGUGGCCACCUCCAGAGGAGGCUCCGCGGACCCUCAGCUGCACAACGCCAUCGUGGAGCGUCUGCGCGCCCGCAUCGAGCAGUUCAGGAGGCACCACUCCACCUGCGAGAACCGCUACCAGAGGGGUCAGGCGGAGAGCUCCGACCGGGAGCACGAAAACACGCUGCACCUGCUUAACAUCGUCCAACAGGGGCCCGGGAACCGAAAAAGCAAAGGGAGCCGGGUUUCGAACCAGCAACCCCCAGACUACAGCAGGGCCAAUGGGGAGCAGAAGGCAUCGGAGGGCGAGCAGAAGAUUUCCACCCGCAUAGCGCUUCAAGGAUCUCUGCGAAGGAAAAUGGAAGGAAACACGCCAGGACUGAAGCAGAACGGCCUCUCUUGUGGAUUUUCAGGAUCCGACUUUAAGCGUGUCCGUUUGGACACAGGUGGCCUGGGUCACGGUUCCUGCAACCACAACUUAACCCGCCCUCUGCAAGGGUCCUCAACCAUUGGCUUGCAGAGGAAGAACUAUAUGAUGCCCCAUGGAAUAGGGUCUGACAUGUUCAACAUGACUCUGAAAGAAAUGAAAAAGGAGCCCCAAGAGAUUCAGUCUUGUGGCCACUCAAACUCUGAGAUGAUUUUCGACUUCAAAGAAGAAGGUAAUGGGCAAAUUGACCCAGAACUCCAGGAGCUGUUUGAUGAACUGACAAAGUCGGUGCCUCCUCUGAAUGAUCUUGAGUUCGAGAAGAUUCUAAAGCAGGACGAUACCUUCGGUUUGGAUCUAGGUCGGCCAAAUUCAGCAGGAGCAGCAGCCACUCUGUGUUCCCCGGUGGACAAGGUGAUAAAGACGGAGCACUCGCAAGAUUUCGGACAGGGCCACAAUGGUUCACCGCAGCUUCGACCGGCUUCAGCAGGUCCCUCGUUCACACUGAACAGCACCGCUUCUACCAAUACGUUACAGAAAGGCAAUGCCCAGGCCGGACACAACAGAACCUUGCCCUGCUGGCCGGAAAUAUCCCAUGCACAGCAGCUCAAGCAGAUGGCGGCAAACCAGCAGCAACCAGGUGCUCUUCUACAUCACCAGCAUCAGACCCAGCAUGUAGGAAUGACCAGCUGGGCUACAACCAUGAGCCCUCAACCUACCACCAGCAGCUUCGCCAAAGCAAAAGUCUCUAACCAGGCCACACUCAACCAGCAGAAGAUGGGCUCCCAUAAUAAAGGCAUCAGCAACUGCCUGUUUAAGUCAAAUGGGCACAAUGGCUCCCAUCAGUUAGACAUGAAAGGUCUCAGUUCCAAGCCCACGUUGCACUUCAGCCCCAAAGUUUCUCAUUCCACCAGUCAGUCCAUGUCUAUCAUGACAAACUCGAUGACCAAGACGGAGCAGCAUCAACAAUCACCAUCACCGAGCCAGAACCAGGCACAUUCAGCUCUCCAUUUCCAGAACCAACAGAUCUCAACGUCGAGUGCCGUCUGUUUGCAACCCAAGUCGGUUUCUGCUGGGCUGCCAUUCAGAAUGUCUCAACAGCAACAGGCUGUUCCUGCUGGUCCUAGGAUGCCCACCAGUGGAAGCUUAGGGGUCCAAUCACCACCGCAGCCAUCAGCGACUAGCAGCCAGCAGAAAGGCCCGGCCAGAGGCCCACCCAUGCAGAGACAGGUUAACCUGCAGCAGCACUCCAUCAGCAACACAGAUAAAGAUAACACACAUGAUCAGUUCAGUCGACAUCUCACAAGACCACCUCCGGAUUACAAGCAGUCGAGAAGCUUGGUGGGGAUUCAGCAAGCAAAUAUCUUUCCAGGUCAGAAUCCCAGCAAUGGUCCUGACAAUAACCUGCAGUCCAUAUCUUGCCAACUCUCAAGCGGGCCUACUUCAAAGAUGAACCCUUUACCAUCGGAUCGCAGAUUCGGUAUCAGGCCAGACUGCCACCCCAGCUCCUGUAUCGGCCAAUUCCAGCAGCAAAACAGUCACAGUCGUAUAGGACUGAGUCAAAGUAAACCAAGGUUUCUGGCACCAAGCACACAGGGGAAAUCCUUUGGGAUGAACAAUGUAGCAGGUGUGCAACAUCAGAGGGCGACAGCUGACUUGCAUUCCUCCAGGGUGCCAGUACAGAAUCUGGGAGGCUCGAUGACAAAUGUCAGUCUGAGCUGGGGGUCAGCCAACAAGCAAGUGGCAGCUGGACUUCGGCGUCUGCCCAACCCGCUGCAGUUGCAGGGUGUGCAAGACCUGCCGAACCACCCGUACCAGCAGAGGCACGUCGGACCGCCCAACCAGGUAGCACCAGACGCAGGGAUGCCGUCCCUCGGAGACGCAGGCCAAGCCAGACCGAGUCAGGCCAUGAUGGGCUGUCCAUCCCCUCUGGGAAACCUGAGCCAGGCCUCUCCUGAACAAAGGGUGCCAGCAGCCAGCUUUCCAGAUGCCAGUCCCAGUUCAAGCAGCUACCAGAACAACAGAUCCAACCGUCUGACCUUCGACUUCCUCCCAGAAGGGGACAACACCGUCCCUGGAAUCAAUGCAGACUCAGACUUCAUUGACUCCCUGCUUAAGUCGGGCUCCGGAAAUGACGACUGGAUGAAAGAUAUAAACCUGGAUGAGAUUCUGGGAAGUCACUCCUAAGUUUAGAUUACAAACUGCAAAAAAUGUACCUGCAGCUCAGAUGAUAGAGUUUAUAUCUGUAAUGUAGAAGGGUUACAAUUUGUAAGUAUUGUUCAAAAAAAUUUUAUAAAUCCAAAUUAAUUGUUAUUCAUGUAAACACAUUUUCUUGGUUUUGUAUUUACUGUGAAAUAAAUGUAUGUUUGUGUUGGCAGUACGCAUCUGUCUCCGGUAUAUUCCCCCAAGAAACUGCUUUCCUGGUUUUGUUUUUGUGGACUGUAUUUCAUGCAUUAGUGCUGUUAUAACAUCAAAAAAUACACACUGUGAAAAGAAAGUUACUUCUAAAGUCA